AUGGCGGACUUAGGUCCUUGCAAGGUUUGCAGGGCGCCUGCUGUGGCAAGGUGCUCUCGCUGCCAAAGCGCUGUCUACUGCAGCCCGGAUUGCCAGCGCAGUGACUGGACGGCGCACAAAGGUCGCUGCAAAGCUGAGGUGCGGGAAGUGCCUGCCCCGGUGCCUCGGUCUUCGCCAGCUACGAGCCAUGUGAUGCCACAGCAGAAGGAGAUCGAGUGGGAUGCGGUGCGCGCUAUGCUUGGGCAGGCGUCCACAUCCCCGGCGGACAACAACGCCGACAGGGCAGCAGGCCCCAGUGCUGCGUCAAGAUGGCAAUCCGCGCCAAGCCAGCCAACAAUGCCUGCUCCGCACGAUGUUUGUUUGGUGGGUCACAGGAGCAUCGAGACAGCGCAAGUCGUGGUCGACAAGCUGAAGGCGUUGUCGCUGACCGCGUCGCAGAAAGCGCCAGGCUGCUACCUGCGGGAUGCAAGGUUCCUCCUGGGCCCCCUGGAGCGCGUCACCAACCCAAUCCAGACCGUGUUUGAUUUCUUCGAGUGUCAGCAACUUUGCGAGAAGACCGCUGGUUGCACUCACUUCGUGUACUUUGGAGGGUCACUGUUCUGCAACCUCGGUGCCGGCAACCUGGGCGUGGUGGAGGAGCGAGGCGCCGUGUCAGGUCCUGCCAAGUGUUUGGAGAAGGAGUCUUUGGCCUGCACUGGGCUGCCCGCGGGAGAGUUUCCGGCUGCAACGCCGGAGGCAAGCCAGAGGGCGUGGUCCACGAACUACACGCCGACCAGACUGCAGUGCUGGCCGCUGAACUCCUACUCCCAGCCGGCGUAUUGCAGGCCUCACCCGGUGGUGUCUCUAGAGAACUCGUCCAUGGGGCAGUGCGGAGACCUGCAGCUCGUAACGCCUCCAGAGGGCCAGUCAUGUGCGCAAAACUGCGCGGGAAACGUGCUGUGUUCUACCUGGCAGCUGCGGGAGGAAGGUCGCUGCUAUCAAGGCCUUGGCAUUGACUGCAAUGCACAGCUCGCAGUCCGCGACGCUGGUCGGCUCCAACACGGGCUCUACAGGGUCAUUGCCAACCUGACGGGGGUUCAGCUCUCAGGCUUGAGCCCCGGCCAUGUGGGCAAUGGCAGCCAGGCGGUGACUCGCUGCAGGGACCUUUGCCUGUCGCUUCUGGCGUGUCAGGCUUGGCAGUACUCUUCGACUUUUGGCUGCUACAUUGACAACCCGUUUGUUGCUCCCAUGCCCUACCCUCCUGUCAGCCAGAAGGAGACCGACUUUGCCAAGACGGCCAUUGCAGGGCAGUACGUUCAGCGGCUCUGCCCAGAAUUUGUCAGCCGAGCCAGGGGUGAUUCGCAUGACCCAGACGUGGUUCAACAGAGAAAUUUGCCCCCUGUCGUGGCUGAGAUUGCAGAGGUUUCAGCGCCCGUGCUGGUGGCAAAGCCCGGUACAGUGGCCCAAGCAGAAGAGGUUGCAACGGCCAAACCAACGCAGCUCACAACACCCGCGGCAGAUGUUCUACCAGCGACAUUGACGGUGGCUCCGCUUCUGCCAGCAGGCGUGGCAGUAGGCACGGCAUCAAGCGCAGCCGCCGCCACAGGCACGGCAGCAAGCACGCCAGCAGCAGGCAUGCCAGCAGGCUCGGUAGCAGGCACGGCAGCAAGUGUGCCAGCAGGCAUGGCAGCGGGCACGGCAGCAAGCACGCCAGGAGGCAUGCCAGCAAGCACGCCAGCAGGCACGGCAGCAGGCUCGGCAGCAGGCAUGCCAGCAGGCUCGGCAGCAAGCACGCCAGCAGGCACGGCAGCAGGCGCAGCAAGCACGCCAGCAGGCACGGCAGCAGGCUCGGCAGCAGGCAUGCCAGCAGGCUCGGCAGCAAGCACGCCAGCAGGCACGGCAGCAGGCCGGCAGCAGGCACGGCACCAGGCACGGUAG
Effrenium voratum is the source of this 1917-nucleotide messenger RNA. The record is from the annotation of a GenBank genome assembly. Lineage: Eukaryota; Dinophyceae; Suessiales; Symbiodiniaceae.